Molecule: messenger RNA, 1494 nt
Organism: Aspergillus homomorphus CBS 101889
Lineage: Eukaryota; Fungi; Ascomycota; Eurotiomycetes; Eurotiales; Aspergillaceae
Product: alpha/beta fold hydrolase
Exons: 1
Coding region: 180-1367 (395 amino acids)
Molecular function (GO): hydrolase activity
Source: RefSeq, a predicted model, not a curated record
UGACCAUUAACAACAAACCAUCAACUUAUAUAUGAACCUUAUAAUCCAAUCAUCCGCUCUACUCAUAAACCCCCAAAACAAAAACCCAAAGAUCAUCAUCAAUAGCACCGCACCUGACACCAGAACCUCACCAACAUAAUCCCACCGAGCCACUCCAACUCACCCAAGACCCUCCCAAAAUGGAACCACCAAAGCCCCUCCCUCUCCCCAAGACCAUAACCUCAAGAAUCAUAAAAACCCGCUCCUUAAAAACCCACAUUCUGGAAGCCGGCGCCCCAAAUCCAACAUCAAAUCAAAAAACCCGCCCACUCAUCCUCCUCCUCCACGGCUUCCCCGAACUCUCCUUCUCAUGGCGAAGAGUCCUCCCACUCCUCGCCGAACAAGGCUACCACGCUGUCGCCCCCGACCAACGCGGGUUUGGGCGCACGACGGGCUGGGAGACAGCCACAGAAGACCUACACGCGUUCAGCGCGACGGCACUGGUGCGGGAUAUUGUGCUUCUGGUGUUUGCGCUGGGGUAUACCUCUGUGCGAUGCGUCGUGGGACAUGAUUGUGGGGCGGUGACGGCUGCGAUGUGUGGGGUGGCGAGGCCGGAUUUGUUUCGCUCGGUUGUGUUGCUCAGUCAUCCUUUUGGGGGGAUGCUGGGUUCCGGGGAUGUUAGGGAUGUCGGGGAUGGGGAUGGGGGUGCUGGGGCAGGGAAAGAAGACGUCCACUCGGCGCUGCGGGCGCGCGGCCGCAAGCACUACAAGUGGUACUAUUCCACUCCCUCAGCGAGCGAGGAUAUGCUCCAUGGCUCUGGUCCAGAGGGUGGUGGCGGGCUGCAUGGGUUCCUGCGCGGAUACUUCCAUUUGAAGAGUGGGCGGUGGAGUGGGAAUCGGCCGCGUGUGUUGGCGGGUUGGUGUGCCGACGAGCUCGUGCAGAUGCCGUAUUACUAUGUUAUGCCGGUCGACGCGACGAUGCCGGAGGCGGUGGAGUUGCAUAUGCGUGAGGAAACGGAGGAUGGGCUGCGUGCGUCGCGUGAGUGGCUGUCUGAUGAGGAGCUUGCGGUAUAUGUGGAGGAGUUUCGUCGGACCGGGUUCCAGGGCGCCUUGAAUUGGUACCGCGUGCGGACGGCUGAGGGUGGGAGGUAUACGUGGGACACUGAGGUUUUCGCGGGUAGGAAGAUCGAUGUGCCUUGCUCGUUUGUGUCGGGGAAGCUUGAUUGGGGCAUUUAUCAGGAGCCGGGGGCGCUGGAGAAGAUGAAGGAUGGGACGGUGUGUGGUGAUUUUCGCGAGAUGGUUCUGCUUGAUGGUGUGGGACAUUGGGCGCCGCAGGAGAGUCCGAAGGAGGUGGCGCAGGCUGUUUUGCGGCUGGUUGAUAGUCUGUAAUUAUUUGAUCAAGCCGGCGUGAAGUGAAGAUAGCCGGUAGUUAGUAUUAUCUGAGAGGGUUCGGUCCCAUGCUUGGAGCUACGGACCACGUGCGUCCUGCCGAGCCUUGGACACCGCACAAGCACCG